GGUGACUGUGAAGGAGAGCUACUGUAAUCUAGAAGAGCUGGACCCGAAUAAGUGUUAUAAAGUGUGGGUGAUGGCGGUGAACUACACAGGCUGCAGCAUGCCGAGUGAGAGACUGCCCUUCAGAACCGCCCCCUCUGUCCCGGUGAUCCAGACAGAACAGUGCACAGUGCUGUGGGACACGGCCACGCUGCGUUGGAGCUCAGUUCAGCCCAGUGCUGUAGACUGCUUCACACUGGAGUAUUGCCGCCAGUAUGCAUGCGAGAGAGAGGGACUCAGGUCCAUAUCAGGGAUAAAAGGCUAUGAGCAGAGGGUCCUCCUUCAGCCCAAUGAAAAUUACCUCUUCUACAUCAAAUCAGUGAAUGCAGGAGGAGCCAGUGAGCAGAGCGAGGCGGCCCUUAUCUCAACCAGAGGUACAAGGUUCCGCUUCCUCAGUGAAACGGCCAACUCAGUGCUGGAGGUUUCAGAGGACAGGAACUCGGUAGAAUACCCACAAGACACCUACAGUAAAAUGUCCUCAGUCAUAGAAUGUCCAGCUGUUAUGGGUGAACUUUUGCCUUCUCUUGGAUAUUACUACUGGGAGACAGAGGUGUCAAGGUGCAAAGCUUACCGCAUCGGUGUCGCAUAUCAAACUGCAUCACUGUCCAGCACACUGGGGGAGAACAGGGCCUCCUGGUGUCUGCACUGUGUACCUACAUCUAUAAGCUGCAGAUUUGAACUACUCCAUGACCGUGUGGAGUCUGACAUCUUUGUUGUGGACAUUCCAGCCCGGAUCGGCACUCUGUUGGACUAUAGUCAGGGUCGGCUCUUCUUCUUCAAUGCUCAGAACGGGCAGCUCUUGGGCACUUUUCAGCACACCUUCACAGAGCCCUGCCACCCUGUGUUUGUCCUGGAGCAGCCGGGGAAUCUAGAGCUGAAGAUGACCAUGGAGGUGCCGGAGUUUGUUAAGCACUGCUAGUUUACAUGACUCAAGUCUCAGUGCUCUGGGUUUGGUUGUAUGACAGGAAAUGAAUCAAGUGAAUCUUUCUUAAUAGGAAAUGAAAACAUAUUGUGCUGUCAUGUGAAAAGUUGCUCAGUUUAUUGACAUGGUGUGACUAAAGAGAUUAUGAAAAAUGUUACAAUUGUGAAAGGAAGGACCGUUUUCGAAGCUGUGCUUUUAAAUCCCUCCGGAAACUAGUUUUGUGGAGCUGUUGUUUUUGUAUAUAUAUUAAACAGAAAGUGCAUGCGACCAGUUUUGUUGCUUGUCAUAAAUGAUGCACCUCUGGAUCACAUGAUGUGCAGACAUUUAUAUUUAGUGUCAGUGUAUUUAUUUUGGAAGCUACAGGCUUUCAGGUUGUUUGAAUAAAACUGAUUUUGGCAAGGUUAAUAAUAGACUUUCAUAGCUGAAUUCUCCUCGAUAUAUUUCUGUGGCUUAGUUUAUUUUCAUGAUUUGGUAGGAAAAGGUCAUUUCCCUUCACUUUCUAUUUAAAAUUGUUGCUGGAUCUCACUUAAUCAAAAACUAUUAAAGGUAAAUGUGCUGUAAAGUGAAUAGAAUGAUUUUAGUUUUCACUUACAAUGGAUCGUUUGAGUAAGGGUGUAUUUUUAACUUAUUUAUUGUCAUUUUUCACUCUGAAAGCUCCACUAUCAAGUCAAAAUCAACUCUUGCACAAGAGAAAAUAAAUUGUAGCCAUAUUUGUUAUCUUUAAUUGGAUUGCACUUUGUUUGGUAUCCAUUUUGUAAAUGAUUCUUUCAAUUGUUUCAAUUUCAGUGCUCUGUUGUUGAAUAAGUUAGUAGUGGUAUAAAUUAGUCUACUUGUAUAUUUACUGUAUUUGUAUUUCUGAGAACAACUGGAUUGGUUUAAAAGUUUUACCAUUAGAAAUGUUUUAAUGAACAAAGAAUAUACUGUAUGUCAUUCAAUACCGUUCAAAAGUUUGUUGUCUGUAAGAUUUUUUUUGAUGUUUUUGAAAUGUCUCUUAUGUUGAACUUAUUUGAUCAAAGUUACAGCAAAAUCUAUAAUAUUGUCAAUUAUCCUUACAAUUUAAAAUAACCGUUUUCUAUUUAAAUAUAUAUAUUAAAAUGGCAAAGCAGUCAUUACUCCAGUCUUCA
This is a messenger RNA of Pimephales promelas (fathead minnow), 2082 nucleotides long. The record is from RefSeq and is a predicted model, not a curated record. Lineage: Eukaryota; Metazoa; Chordata; Actinopteri; Cypriniformes; Leuciscidae.